Pipistrellus kuhlii (Kuhl's pipistrelle) is the source of this 1863-nucleotide messenger RNA. RefSeq names its product single-strand-selective monofunctional uracil-DNA glycosylase 1 (gene SMUG1). NCBI's taxonomy places the organism in Eukaryota, Metazoa, Chordata, Mammalia, Chiroptera, Vespertilionidae. The record is from RefSeq and is a predicted model, not a curated record. The transcript has 4 exons. Gene Ontology annotation, biological process: base-excision repair. Gene Ontology annotation, molecular function: oxidized pyrimidine nucleobase lesion DNA N-glycosylase activity; single-strand selective uracil DNA N-glycosylase activity. The coding region runs from base 277 to 1098 and encodes 273 amino acids.
UCUCCGCGGCCGGGGGCGGGGAAAAGGAAUCGGAAACCGAAUGGGCAGCUGGGCCAGCCUUGCUGCCUCCAGCAUAGGUCUCUGAAAAUCAAAGGGAGGUCCUGCUAUGGCCUGAGAGAGAUCCCCCCUCCGGAGCAGCCAGCCCACUAAUGUUGGUGCUGCCUGGGGAGCUGCAAAGCAAGAGCCUCUGAGACAUGUGAGUCCUCCACAGCUCCCCUCUCAGAGCGCGCUUGAGGUCAGUUGGCCCUGGGUAGCCGGCUGAUAGGUGACGGUGACAUGGCUGUGCCCCCGGCUUUCCCACCGGGACCCCUUCAUGAGCCUGCCGGGACCCCCCCGGCGGAGCCCCAGCCCUGCCCUCGGAGCCUGGCUGAGGGCUUCCUGGGGGAGGAACUCCGGCUCAAUGCGGAGCUGAGCCAGCUGCAGUUCUCGGAGCCCGUGGGCAUGAUCUACAACCCCGUGGAGUACGCGUGGGAGCCACAUCGCAGCUACGUGACCCGCUACUGCCAGGGCCCCAAGGAAGUGCUCUUCCUGGGCAUGAACCCGGGGCCCUUCGGCAUGGCCCAGACCGGGGUGCCCUUUGGGGAAGUGAGUGUAGUCCGGGACUGGUUGGGAAUCGGGGGCUCCGUGUCGACCCCUCCUCAAGAACACCCUAAGCGGCCAGUGCUGGGGCUGGAGUGCCCACAGUCAGAGGUGAGUGGUGCCCGGUUCUGGGGCUUUUUCCGGAACCUCUGUGGGCAGCCCGAGGUUUUCUUCCGUCACUGUUUUGUCCACAACUUGUGUCCCCUGCUCUUCCUGGCUCCCAGCGGGCGCAACCUCACCCCCGCCGAUCUGCCUGCCAAGCAGCGGGAACAGCUCCUCGGGCUCUGUGACGCGGCUCUCCAGCGGCAGGUGCAGCUGCUGGGGGUGCGGCUGGUGGUGGGAGUGGGGCGGCUGGCGGAGCAGCGGGCACGGCGGGCUCUGGCUGGCCUGAUGCCCGAGGUCCAGGUGGAGGGGCUCCUGCACCCCUCCCCUCGGAGCCCGCAGGCGAACAAGGGCUGGGAGCCGGCGGCCAAGGAGAGACUGAAUGAGCUGGGGCUGCUGCCGCUGCUGACGAAGUGAGUCCCCGGGGCCCGGCACAGGGACCAUUCAACGCCCCCAGGUCCUUCUUGGGCGACGGAUGCCUACCCGCCUCCUGGACUGGAGCAGGAAGCCCCUCCUCGCUGGCUGGUCGCUGGGACCCGCCAGGGCAGUGUUGACACUACUACGACUCGCUCUCCUGAUUCCCGCCUUCUUCCCCUCCCUCUGAGCAUUGCCUUCUGGAACCUAACGCCACAGAGAAGCACCACCUGCAAACUGCUUCCUUCGCUGUUUCCUCGAGAGCCUGUGUUCAGCUGAGUGACCUCCAAGGUCACAUUGGCUAUUUUAGAGAAAAGAACCUGCCGGGAUGCGCACCCAUUCUCACAGAGCCGUGUUCCUCGCCUGGCCCUCUCCUCGGUGUGGCAGAGUGGGGAAGGCUCAAAGACCUCUUGAGACUGUGAACCUGACUUUGGGCAUGUUGAUUAACCCCUCCAAGCCUUGGGAUCCUCCUCCGUAGAGUGGGGAUCCCUGUCUCAUGGGGUUGGUGCGGGGUUAACUGGGAUAACACUUGAAGUGCCUGUGUGGUGCCUGGCACACAGAUGCUCAUUUUACCUCCUUUUUUUCUUGCCUCCGGUUGGGGAGUCACUGCACUACAAGGGAAGCCCUCCACUGGAAGGCCUUGGGGACAAGUCUUAGCCUCCAUCUGUGGCCUGGGUGAGGGCAGACUUGCCCUGCCAGAGAUGGACCAAUGACUUUAUGGAAAACCCAGCCUGUGAUUUUUCAGUCUAAGCAUUAAACUCCUAAAUC